This is a messenger RNA of Arachis stenosperma, 1556 nucleotides long. RefSeq names its product cytochrome P450 83B1-like. The transcript is spliced from 2 exons. NCBI's taxonomy places the organism in Eukaryota, Viridiplantae, Streptophyta, Magnoliopsida, Fabales, Fabaceae. Bases 1 to 1506 code for a protein of 501 amino acids. The record is from RefSeq and is a predicted model, not a curated record. Gene Ontology annotation, molecular function: oxidoreductase activity, acting on paired donors, with incorporation or reduction of molecular oxygen; iron ion binding; heme binding.
AUGAUGCCACCACUAAUUCUUUUAGUACUAUAUCUUACUCUUCCUUUGUUUCUCUUUUUCGUUGUCCGAAACCUUAUGAACCCUAAUAAGAGCAAAACCCUACCACCAGGUCCCAAAGGCCUUCCCAUAAUUGGCAACCUUUACAAGCUAGAUAACUCAGUUCUUCACCUUCAGCUAUGGAAUCUCUCCAAAAAAUUCGGGCCAAUAUUCACCCUUUGGCUAGGGUUUAGGCCUGCCAUCAUUAUUUCAUCGCCUCAACUGGCCGAAGAGGCGAUGAAAAUACAAGACCCUAAGGUUUGUGGAAGGCCUAAGUUCGUUGCACAACAAAGAAUUUCUUAUGAUGGUAUCGAGAUGGCAUUUUCGCCAUACGAUAAUUGUUGGAAAGAGAUCAAGAAAAUUUGUGUUUCUAAUGUCCUUAGCCCUAGGCGCAUCGCCGGAUAUUACUCGAUAAGGAAAGAAGAGGUGAAGAAGAUGAUGAAGAAGAUACAAGAGCAUGCAACUUCAUCGGAAGUUGUAAAUUUGAAGGAUCCACUCCUCAACCUUAUGAUGAAUCUUGUAUGCAAGAUUGUUCUAGGGAGGACUUAUGAAGAUGAAGGGCCUGAGAGGGAAAGGUUUCUUAGUUUGUUUGAUGAGUGUAAUGCUUGGUUGGGAACCUACUUUCUUUCUGAUUAUUUUCCUUUUCUGAGCUGGAUCGAUAGGAUGAUGGGACUCCAUUCGCGUCUCGAUAAGAACUUCAAGGAGUUGGAUGAGUUCUACCAAGAAAUCAUUGAUGAACACUCGGAUCCUAAUAGGAAGGUUUUGGAGGGAGAGGAAGAUGUAACUCAUAUCUUGCUUCAAAUGCAAAAGGAUCAUUCAACAUCCAUGGACCUCACUAAUGAUCAUGUCAAAGCAAUAAUCAUGGACAUACUUGUUGGAGCAACGGAUACAACUGCGGCCACGACGGUUUGGAUCAUGACAAAUCUAAUUAAAAACGCAAGAGUGUUGAAGAAAGUUCAAGAAGAAAUUAGAAGCUUGGGAGGGAAGAAAGAUUUCUUGGAAGAAGAUGAGAUUCAAAAGUUUACAUAUUUCAAAGCCGUUAUAAAAGAAUCACUAAGAUUGCAUCUUCCGGCACCUAUAAUUCCAAGAGCCACACAUGAGAGUUGCAACAUUGGUGGAUACCAAAUUCCACCCAACACACUUGUUUAUGUGAACACUUGGGCUAUCCAUAGAGACCCUCAAUCUUGGAAGGACCCAGAAGAAUUUUAUCCAGAAAGAUUCUUAGACAAUGAUAUCAACCUUCGAGGGCAAGAUUUCAAGCUUUUUCCAUUUGGUUCAGGUCGUAGAAUGUGCCCUGGUUUGCCUUUAGCAACUGCAGCGCUUGAUCUUAUUCUUGCUAAUCUUUUAAAUUCCUUUGAUUGGGAAUUGCCAGAAGGAAUCAAAAGGGAAGACAUUGAUUAUGAAAGGUUACCAGGAAUUGCUCAUCACAAGAAGAAUCCUCUCUAUCUUAUCGCAAAGACCCACAUAUAAUUCAAAGCUAGGUACAACCUUAUAAUAGUGAUGAUAUAUAUAAUAAUUGA